This is a messenger RNA of Bipolaris maydis ATCC 48331, 1813 nucleotides long. RefSeq names its product glycoside hydrolase. Gene Ontology annotation, biological process: fungal-type cell wall organization; fungal-type cell wall (1->3)-beta-D-glucan biosynthetic process. NCBI's taxonomy places the organism in Eukaryota, Fungi, Ascomycota, Dothideomycetes, Pleosporales, Pleosporaceae. Gene Ontology annotation, cellular component: plasma membrane. The record is from RefSeq and is a predicted model, not a curated record. Gene Ontology annotation, molecular function: 1,3-beta-glucanosyltransferase activity.
ACUUCGCUCUUGUUCACGCACCCUUCGUUCGUUCAUAUACUACAGUCGUUUGCUUUUUUGUUGACUACUACUACUUUCGCUUAUACUUUUACGGAGCUCAUGUGCAAUCUUGUGUCUCAUACGUAACGUAACGGUGGUUCGUAGGCCCAGUGCGUUUGCUGCUGGAUAAUUUCUUUUUAAGCGGGGACUUGAGCUGUUUUUGUUGCUUGAUCUUCAAUAUUUACCAGGGAAACACUGGAAAACGUUUGGGUUGCUCGACUGCAAUAAUGGUUCAAUCUCUAUCGCUGGCGCUGUUGGCCAGCUUGAGCACUGUCGCUUCAGCUAUCCCGACAAUCGAAGUAAAGGGCUCCAAGCUCUUCACUAGCGAAGGCAACCAAUUCUACGUCAAGGGUAUCGCGUACCAGCUUGUCCCAGACGAUCCGCUCGUCGACGCGACGCAAUGUGGCCUCGACUCUGCCCUCAUGAAAACCAUUGGCGCCAACUCAAUCCGUGUUUACCACGUUGACCCUGAUGCUGAUCAUACCGAUUGCAUGAAGGCCUUUGCGGAUGCUGGAAUCUACAUCUGGGUCGAUCUCGACACCUUCGACACAUAUGUCGAGCAAAACACACCUCGAUGGGAGUCUGACCAACGCGAUGCUUACGCCAAAGUAAUGGAUGAAUUCCACCAAUAUGACAACGUCGCAGGCUUCUUCGUCGGCAACGAGGCCAUCACCACCUCAAACGGCUCCGUCACAUCGCCCUACAUCAAAGCCGCCGCACGUGAUAUGAAAGCUUACCGCGACAAGAAGGGAUACCGCAACAUCCCCAUCGGCUACUCCGCCGCCGACAUCGCCUCGCUGCGGCCCAUGUUGCAAGACUACCUCUCAUGUGGCAACAACGCCUCGGAGCGCGUCGAUUUCUUCGCCCUCAACGCAUACUCGUGGUGCGGCGACAGCUCCUACCAGCAAUCAGGCUAUGACAACCUCGAAAAGAACGCAAAGGAUCUCCCCGUUCCCAUCUUCAUGUCCGAAACAGGCUGCAACACUGUGCGCCCGCGCGACUUUAAAGACCAGGAGGCACUGUUUGGCGAAAUGGCGGAUGUAUGGUCCGGCAGUAUCAUAUACGAAUGGAUCGAGGAGCAGAACAACUACGGCCUGAUUAGUUACGGGCCCAAGGUUGAUCCUGCGAGUCCCAAUGCGCCGCCGGAUGGAUUUCCUCGCUCCGGCAAACCCACACCCGUCGAACCAGACUUCCCCAACCUCUCAGCCGUCUGGAAAACUCUAAAUCCUACCGGAAUCAAGGCUUCGGACUACAAGCCCACUCUCACAUCUAUUGCCUGCCCAGCCUUCACUAAAGGAGCAUGGGAAGUCGUCCCCACAUCCGCUCUUCCUACCCUGGGCCAGAAACACAACUAUGACAAUUCCCCUACAUCUGGUGGUUCCAGUGCCACACAGACUUCUGGUUCUGGAGCAAGACAAUCGGGUUCUGGAUCCGGUACUGCGGAUACGUCUGCACCACAGCCCACUGCGGCAGCGGCAGAUGGUUUGAGCAAGGGGCUCAGGAGCACGGGUGCUAUGCUGCUUGGUGUGUUGAUCGUGUUUGCUUGGUUGUAAAACAAAAGCCAUUCCCCUCUUUUUUCUCUCUCUCCUGGAAAGCAAUUGUGUUUUGAGUAUCAUCACCCACACGUUCUGCGUGUAGUACAUAGUUUCGAGUCUACUUACUUGAUUAGGUAUGGUACAUGGCACAUGGGGCAGAAUUUAACGAGAACAUGAAGGAUUUUAAUGUAUAUGAAUACCCCGCUAUGGAUCGGGCUGAAAAUACAAAAAAACUCACU